UCACGCCCCUGCAUCUCCCUCCCCGACCCCGCUGUGUGCGCACACUUGUGCACCCCACUGCACCGUCCUCCCGGCCGGCUGCCGGUCCCGCCGUGCUCCAGUCCCCUUCCUGUUGGCAGGACCUUGGCUGGCUUUCAGGAGGUGCUUAUCCCCACAGGCUGGUCUCUGUAACAGCAACAGGGCUCCUUGUCGGGUGACGGCAGGCAGGGCUGCUCACAGCGGGCCACCCUGAAAUCUUCUCACUCUGGGAGUUGGGACCAGUGGGCCUCUUCUCCACACGGCAACCCGGGGCCGGCUUCCUCCCCUCCCUGCGGCUCUGCGCCCCCACACGCGGCGUCCUGGAGCCGAGCCCGGCGUCAGCCGGGGGGCGCUCCUGUGCGCUUGUGCCUGUGCUCAUCGGGGUGCUGACCCCGGGACGUGCUGGUCCUGAGGGCCCGGGCUCAUCCGGACUCCAGGGCGUGACAAGAGCAGCUCCCUGGGGAGCUGCCCGGCGGCGUGGGGGCGCCGGACUGACGGAAGUGCCCGGCCACCCUCCGCGCCCUGCCUCGUUCGUUAGUGCGCCGAGCCGGCCCCAUGCCGGUCACUGGUCUGGCGGGAGCUGCGGCGACGCGAAGGAGACACAGCCCGCGCCGCGCCGCCGCGGGAGGACCGGCACGAGCUGGUAGACAGAACGCGGUGGGGGAGACCACGGGGCGCGCACAGCGUCAGGCGGAGGGCGGCAGGGUGGCUCCCUCACAGAAGCAGGCCACGGAGGGUUACAGAGGACGCACGAGCGGAGGCCAGAGGGAAGACGCUCCCGGAUACCGCUUUGGCGCCAGGGCUGGGGCAUUGGAGCUGGGAUGGAAGGGUACCUCUAGUAUGACAUGUGCUGAGAUUCCACCUGCUUUUUAACGAUGAAGGAGACAGACCGGGAGGCUGUAGCAACAGCUGUUCAGAGGGUUGCUGGGAUGCUUCAGCGCCCGGACCAGCUGGACAAAGUGGAGCAGUACCGAAGGAGGGAGGCCCGGAAAAAGGCCUCAGUGGAGGCCAGACUGAAGGCUGCGAUCCAGUCCCAGUUGGACGGUGUGCGCACAGGCCUGAGUCAGCUACACAAUGCACUGAACGAUGUCAAAGACAUCCAGCGGUCCCUGGCCGACGUCAGCAAAGACUGGAGGCAGAGCAUCAACACCAUUGAGAGCCUCAAGGAUGUGAAGGAUGCUGUCGUGCGGCACAGCCAGCUUGCCGCAGCUGUGGAAAACCUCAAGAACAUCUUCUCAGUGCCCGAAAUUGUGAGGGAGACCCAGGACCUCAUAGAACAAGGGGCGCUCCUACAGGCCCACCGAAAGCUGAUGGACCUGGAGUGCUCCCGGGACGGGCUGAUGUAUGAGCAGUACCGCAUGGACAGUGGAAACACUCGAGACAUGACCCUCAUCCACAGCUACUUUGGGAGCACGCAGGGGCUCUCGGACGAGCUGGCCAAGCAGCUGUGGAUGGUGCUGCAGAGGUCACUGGUCACUGUUCGCCGUGACCCCACCUUGCUGGUCUCAGUUGUUAGAAUUAUUGAAAGGGAAGAAAAAAUCGAUAGGCGCAUACUUGACCGAAAAAAACAAACUAGUUUUGUUCCUCCUGGGAGGCCCAAGAAUUGGAAGGAGAAAAUGUUUGCCAUCUUGGACAGAACCGUGACGACUAGAAUUGAGGGCACACAGGCAGACACCAGGGAGUCCGACAAGAUGUGGCUCGUCCGCCACCUGGAAAUCAUAAGGAAGUACGUCCUAGAUGACCUCAUCGUUGCCAAAAACCUGAUGGUUCAGUGUUUCCCUCCCCAUUAUGAGAUCUUCAGAAACCUCCUGAGCAUGUACCACCAGGCCCUGAGCACGCGGAUGCAGGAGCUUGCGUCCGAAGACCUAGAAGCCAAUGAGAUCGUGAGCCUGUUGACAUGGGUCUUAAAUACCUACACAAGUGCAGAGAUGAUGGGGAACACGGAGCUGGCCCCAGAAGUGGAUGUCAGCAUCUUGGAGCCUUUGCUUUCUCCAGAUGUGGUCUCUGAGCUGCUUGACACGUACAUGUCAACUCUCACUUCAAACAUCAUUGCCUGGCUGCGGAAAGCACUAGAAACAGACAAGAAAGACUGGAUCAAAGAGACAGAGCCCGAAGCCGACCAGGAUGGGUUCUUCCAGACGACACUCCCUGCCAUUGUCUUCCAGAUGUUCGAACAGAAUCUUCAAGUUGCUGCUCAGAUAAGUGAAGAUUUGAAAACAAAGGUACUUGUUUUGUGUCUUCAGCAAAUGAACUCUUUCCUGAGUAGAUACAAAGAGGAAGCUCAGUCGUAUAAAGAAGAGCACCUGAGGAAUCGGCAGCACCCCCACUGCUAUGUCCAGUAUAUGAUCGCCAUCAUCAACAACUGCCAGACCUUCAAAGAAUCCAUAGUCAGUUUAAAAAGGAAGUAUUUGAAAAAUGAAAUGGAAGAAGGCAUGUCUCUGAGCCAGCCAAGCAUGGAUGGGAUUCUGGACACCAUUGCAAAGGAGGGCUGCAGCAGCCUGCUGGAGGAGGUCUUCCUGGACCUGGAGCAACAUCUCAGUGAGCUGAUGACAAGGAAGUGGCUGUUAGGAUCAAAUGCUGUGGACAUUAUUUGUGUUACCGUGGAAGACUAUUUCAAUGAUUUUGCCAAAAUUAAAAAGCCGUAUAAAAAGAGGAUGACCGCGGAGGCGCAGAGGCGAGUGGUGCUGGAGUACCUGCGGGCUGUCAUGCAGAAGCGCAUCUCCUUCCGCAGUGCAGAGGAGCGCAAGGAAGGUGCCGAGAGGAUGGUCCGGGAGGCCGCGCAGCUCCGCCUCCUGUUCCGGAAGCUGGCCUCUGGGUUUGGGGAGGAUGCAGAUGGACACUGUGAUACCAUUGUGGCCAUCGCGGAAGUUAUUAAGCUGACGGACCCGUCUCUGCUCUACCUGGAAGUCUCCACUCUGGUCAGCAAAUAUCCAGACAUCAGGGAUGAGCACAUUGGUGCACUCCUGGCCAUGCGAGGGGACACCAGCCGGGACAUGAAGCAGACCAUCAUUGAGACGCUGGAGCAGGGCCCGACGCAGGCAAACCCAAACUAUGUGCCCCUCUUCAAGGAGAUUGUGGUUCCCAGUCUGAACGUGGCAAAGCUCCUCAAGUAG
Messenger RNA from Zalophus californianus (California sea lion), 3131 nucleotides. RefSeq names its product exocyst complex component 3 (gene EXOC3). Gene Ontology annotation, molecular function: SNARE binding. The record is from RefSeq and is a predicted model, not a curated record. Lineage: Eukaryota; Metazoa; Chordata; Mammalia; Carnivora; Otariidae. The coding region runs from base 894 to 3131 and encodes 745 amino acids. Gene Ontology annotation, biological process: exocytosis; exocyst localization. The transcript has 14 exons. Gene Ontology annotation, cellular component: exocyst.